AUGCAGGUGCGGCGGGCACACGCGAGGCGCAGCGCCUGCGAGGAGAGCUUGAUGCGCGUCAUUCGCAAGUCUGCCAAGUACUUCGCCCCAGACUCCGCGAAGGACUUCCAGGAGGUCCCGCGGGCGGCCAUCCAGGCUAGCUCGAAGGCGGAGUGGCAUCGCAUUGGCGCCAAGCUGGUGGAGUUAGGCCUCGCGGCGCCCAUCGCCGAUGACCGGAUCUUCAAGGUGGGCAACAGGAAAGUGCUAGCAGGUGCUUUCGGGGUCGCCAAGGGAGGAACUCCCACUUUUGGUCAUGAUGUGGUGCAGCGGCUCAUCAUCAACAUGGUCCCUGCUAACAGCUACCAGCGGACGAUGCGGGAUGACAUUGGGACCCUCAGCGCCUCGCCGUCGUGGGUCUCGAUUCCACUUCCUGAGGGACAUGUGCUGCUGUGGUCAUCCGACGCUCAGGCGUCAGCAUUGUAUUGCUGCGAGUUGCCCGAGGCGUGGCAGCCCUACAUGGCCCUAGCUGAGGCGAUCCCCAACGAGCUCAUCGGGGUCAACGGGGCAGGGAAGACGCACAUCGCUUUGCGUGUCAUCCCGAUGGGCUGGAUCAGUGCUGUCACAGUCUUCCAGCACUGCCAUCGGCGGCUCGGCUUUGGGCUGAAGCCACUUGCGCUGGAGCAAGCCUGGGUGCAGUAUUACAUCGACGACUGGGACCACGGGGAGAUCGUCCAGAGUAGCCGCCUGGAUGAGCUGGCCGGCACGCUUAGCGAGGUCCAGGCUGAGCAGCGAGCCCCCAACCAGAGGAGCGGCAUCCAAGUUGCUGAAGGCAAGGCCAAGCACCGCGAGCUCGUCCUGGAGCGCAUGGGUGCUGGGCUAGACGGCAUGGUCGGCCGAGUCGGAGUCACAGUUGAGAAGCAGCUCCUGCUCUUAGCGCUCGUGAUGUGGGUGAUGGGCCAGCCUCAGGUCACGGUCAAGGCGAUGCUUGCGGUGCUGGGCCGCUGUGUGCGCGUGGCGGAGUUCCGCCGGCCGUCCAUGAGGUUCCUGAACGAGUGCUGGGCGGCUGGGCAGUGGCGGUAUCCGCAAGCUGUGCCCUUUGUCAUGUGCGGCGAGCUCCUGAUCGACGCGGGGGUGAUAGCGACGGAUGCGAGCAAGCAGGCGGGCGGCAUCUGCUAUGCCGCUGGCCUCACCGCUCGGGGAGUGCAGGCCGCCACAGGCGAAGGAGGACUGUGCGAGGAAGCCGUGCACGCCACCUUCGCUGCGCCUCAGAUGAUACGAUGGCGGCCGCGCGUCAUCUUAGUGGAGUUGUUCGCCGGGGCUGCUGCCGCUGCCGUGGCCGCGCAUCCCUUGCCCAUGAGCGCGGCCGCCCACCUCUGCUCGGAGGUAGAGCCGGCAGCGCGACGGCUGGUGCGGCGGCGGUGGCCGGGUGUCAUUGAGCUGGGCAACAUCGAGGCCUUGGACCUUGAGCGCUUCACCCGCAUGCUGGAGGGGUUCAGGCGCGACGCCGACUGGGUCUUCAUUACUGCAGGGAGUCCGUGCCAGGGUCUCUCCACCCUCAACGCGGUGGGCAAGUGCCUGGAAGGGGACAGGGGCAAGUUAUUCUGGAAGGUCCCUGCCCUCAUCGAAGCUUCCAAACGCGCGUUCGGCACGCGCGUCGACUGGUUCGUCGAGAAUGUAUUCAGCAUGGGCGCCGAGGCGAGGGGCCAGUUCUCGCAGGCGCUGGGCGUCGCGCCGUUGCUGUUAGAGGCGAAGGACUUCACCAGAGUGCGCAGGCCCCGUCUUUUCUGGUGCUUCUGGCCCGCCUGCAGUCACCUUCCGCACGGCACGAGCAUCGAGGUGAGGAGCCAGGGCAUCGGUCAGUAUAACAAGGUUGAGGUCAGCGUGGAGCGCGCCGCUGCUGACCUUUGGCCACUGCCAUUUGGAGGCUGGACGACCCUGAGGCCUGUCGGCCUGGAGCGUGCCAGUCCCACUGCGCUGGCGCGCUGGGCCGCAGAUCAGCACCGCUAUCAAGUCAACAAUUAUGAGGAUGCCGUGCUGCUGUGGAGCGCCGAUCGAGCGCAAGGUAGGCUCCCUGUCGCUGAGGAGCGGGGUGUUCUCAUGCGGUUUGAUAGGCGGUACUUUGAAGCAGCCGUCAAGGACAGCGUCCUCUCGGCAGAAAGAGACAUCGUCAUGGAAUGCCUUGUCGGUAAUACGUUCUGUGUCCAGUGCGUCAUGCUCCUUUUCGGCAGCUGGCUGGCUCAAAUUGGGGCUUUGUCCGCUCCGCUUCCCGCCGAACUGUGUUUGCAAGCCGGCGAGCGGGAGCCCAACUGGAACAUCGACGCCGAUUUCAAGACUCCUGGCUACAGGCACGCUACCGCUGAGCGGGGGCUCAUCGUCGACUUCUUGCGCGUGGCCGAUCGGGGUGGCACGGACGUCAGACUUGACUGUGGUGCCCCGUGCCGAGCUCGGGCGUGGCCAAGGUCGGCUCUUCGGACGUCGCUGUGGGCUUGGCGCAUUGCCAAGAGUUUCAGGUGGCAGCGACCAGCUCACAUCUCCGAGUUGGAGCUGGAGGCCGCAGUGGCUGGAGCCAAGGGGCGCUGCAGAGACGUGGCGAAGCACGGCUGCCGCUACCUGCAUCUUCUCGAUGCCCAAGCGGUGGCAGCAGUCUGCUCGAAGUGCAGGUCAAGCGCCUGGCGGCCCCAGCCAGGGAUCAGGCGCCUCAGUGCGCUCACGCUCGCGACCAGCUGCUACCCGAUGUACGGCUACUGCGACACGGACGACAUGCCCGCGGACGCCCCCUCCCGGCCCCUGCGAGAGCUGGCGGCCACUCCUCUCGCGCGGAAGCGCUACCAGGAGGCGGUUGGCAGCGUCUUUGACUGGUGGGUCGAGCAGAAGCGUGAGGUCCAAUCUGCAGUGCAAGCGGACAUGGGCCUGGUUGACUACAUUGAAGGGCGCUUGGCCGCAGGCGGGUCCCUGCUCGACGUCAACUGUGCCAUCGCAGGUAUGUGCCACCACUUCCCUCCGUUCCGCGGUCGACUCCGAGAGAGUUGGCGCCUGGCUCGCACGUGGCAGCGUGCUGGGCCGGCAGGGCGUGCGCGUCCAAUCGCACCGCUCAUCGCACUUGCGUUCUCCAGCGGCUUUCUCGCGGCUGGAUUCCCAGCCGCCGCCGCCAUCCUGCUGGCAGCCUAUGACACGUACCCCAGGACGGGGGAGAUCAUGGCGCUGCGUUGGCACGACAUCACUACUUAUGAGAAUUCAGGUUCAGCCAUGACCAGGCUGCGCGAUACCAAGAGCCAGCACCAGACGGGAGCGGGAGAGUCCGUCACGGUGCGCUCGCAGACGGCAGUGGCGCUGCUGCUGAAGGCACGCGAGCUGGCAGGGACUGCCAGCCGGUGCGAGCAGCCAGCCAUUGGCAUGCCGCCCGCGCUGGAGGACCAGAGGCUCACCCUCUACAGCUGGAGGCGAGGUGGUGCCAGCGCCGGCUUCCGCUCGCACGGGUCCAUGGAGACCACGCUGCUCCGAGGGCGCUGGGCCAGUGUGCGGACGGCGCGCCUGUGCGUCCAGGACGCCGUCGCCGAGGCGACGACGCUCGCGCUGCUGCCAGACCAGCGCGCCGCUUGCCUACACCUGGCAAGCCAAUUCGCUGCACAGCCAGUUUAG
Molecule: messenger RNA, 3618 nt
Organism: Prorocentrum cordatum
Lineage: Eukaryota; Dinophyceae; Prorocentrales; Prorocentraceae
Source: the annotation of a GenBank genome assembly